This is a messenger RNA of Trichomonas vaginalis G3, 1416 nucleotides long. RefSeq lists its product as uncharacterized. NCBI's taxonomy places the organism in Eukaryota, Parabasalia, Trichomonadida, Trichomonadidae. The transcript has a single exon. The coding region runs from base 1 to 1416 and encodes 471 amino acids. The record is from RefSeq and is a predicted model, not a curated record.
AUGAAUAAAGCUGCUGUUCAACAAUUUUUAGAAACAGGAGGAGAUUUUCAAUCCGAGUAUGACUUCAAGAAAUUGUCUCAAUAUUUGAUUGCUAUUCCACCUCCUGUUUUGUCUCAAGAGCCAGAUAUUCCACAUCUUUUAGAAAGAGUUAUGAAAUCUGUUCACAAAGUAUUGUUGAACGAAAUUUCGAAAAUUAAUGAAUCUACAGAUAUAAUGAAAUCAAUGGAUGCAGAUUUUCAAGAAAGUUUAGAAAUUCCAGCAACAAAUUCAUUUAAUUAUUUCGACGUUGCACAGUUAUCAUACCUACAUAACAAAAUAGAGAAAUAUUUUAAACUCUCAUUCGAUUUGAAGACAGAAAUUUUAAAUAAUAAGAUUGAACUAAUAAAAGCAAUGAUUCCUUUAGUCAAUUACUUAUAUUCGAACCCUAUGCCGAUUUUAUUCCGUACAUCACGUCUGAUGUCGCCAGCAGAUCGAAGUUCUUUUAUUUAUUCUCGAAAACCUCUGAGACGGCUUCAAUCGCUACGAAGAAAAUCAUAUGAUAUUAAUUUGAAAAUUCAUUUUACUCCUCCUCCAUUCAGAUCAAGAAGAAAAAACAUACAAUUUUUAAAUAAUCUAAUUGAUCAAGGUUUAGCUGCUAAAAAGACCGGAACAACAUAUUUCCCUGAAUUAGAGAAAGAAGAUUUAUUGUAUCUCUUCCUUAAAUUACCUGUAUCUCCACUUUUCAAAGAAAAAUUAUAUCCAUUACCUCCGGAAGCCGAAUUAACGCCAGAAUACAUCAAAGAAUGGAUUGACAAUGCAACAAUAUGUGUUGCUGCUUAUCUUAAAACAGAAGAUUACGAUCGCGCAGAUAUUCUUCAAAUUCUCCUUCAAAGAUUCAUUUUCACCGACCUUUACCCUAAGCUAUAUGAAGAGCCAACUGAUAUUGAAACUCUCAACAAUUACAACAAAAAUAUUGAGAAAUUUCGGAAGAAAAAUCCAAUUGAAGUCGGAAUUAAGGGCAAAUAUAUUAAAGAAGGUUACGAAGAUAAACCAGUUGAAGAAUUGUUCUUAAUUGAUGAAAAUUCCAAGUCCCCAAUUGAUUGGAUUAAUUUAUCAGAAUUUUGCAUCGCUCCUAUUGAUGCAGCCUUCUGCCUUGCAAAGGCACAUGAACAUUUAUCAAUGAUGUGCGUUCUGAGAGCUGCAAAAGCGAACCAUCCGAGUAAAGUUGAAAAUUUCAUGGAUAAAAUGCCAGGAUUCGAUGAUAUCUUUGAAAUAUGGAUGGCCAUGAUGAGCGCGUGCAAUCUCAGAGAUCCUUUCUGCAUUUUAAGACAUGUUAUGAAGUAUUCGAAUCUUCCUGGCUAUAAAGGACGCUUGAUGUCUGCAAUAACAUAUCUUGAAGCAUCAAUUACUCAAUUUCAAGAAGAAAAUCAUGAAUAA